AUGGCAGAGAAGGACAAAGACCUGGAGCCACAGCUCAAGGACACCAACCCUCGUGUCCUCACAGCCAUCGAACAGAGAUGGGCUGAAGAACAGCGACAACUCAAAGAGAAGCUGAUUCUCGAGGACAAACAUGAGUGGACCCUGGACGACGUCAGGAGAAUUGGUGGCGUGGACAUCUCGUUCAUCAAAGGGAACGACGUUGACGCGUGCGUCUCCUUGGUCGUGCUGAAUUAUCCAUCGCUGGAGGUGGUAUAUGAGGACUGCCACAUGGUACGCUUGGAACAGCCGUACAUUCCAGGUUUCCUUGCCUUUCGCGAAGUCUCCCAUAUCCAAACCUGCGUGGACAAGCUGCGCACAACGAAACCAGAGCUUCUGCCACAGGUGAUUAUGGUGGACGGGAAUGGCAUUCUGCACCCGCGCGGCCUGGGUCUCGCCUCCCACCUCGGCAUCACCGUUGAUAUCCCAACAAUUGGGCUGGGAAAGAAGCUGUUUAUGGUUGAUGGUCUGGACACAAAGGAGGUGCAGGCUAAAAGCCACGCUGAACUGAAGAAGGGCGGCGACUGGCUCCCACUUGUCGGUAUCUCCGGCCAAACAUGGGGUGCCGCCCUGAGGAGCACAGACACGAAUAUCAACCCGAUUUACGUCUCUGUUGGCCAUCGCAUCAGUCUCGACACGGCGGCUGCACUCGUGGGGCGAUGCUGCCAGUAUCGCGUGCCUGAGCCGGUGCGGCAGGCCGACCAGCGCUCGCGCACCUUCCUCCGCACCCUGCAACAACAACAACAACAACAACAACAACAACAACAACAACAACAACAACAACAACAACAACAACAACAACAACAACAACAAGGGCGAGAGCGAGCGUGA
This is a messenger RNA of Salpingoeca rosetta, 867 nucleotides long. RefSeq names its product endonuclease V. The record is from RefSeq and is a predicted model, not a curated record. The transcript is spliced from 10 exons. NCBI's taxonomy places the organism in Eukaryota, Choanoflagellata, Craspedida, Salpingoecidae. The coding region runs from base 1 to 867 and encodes 288 amino acids. Gene Ontology annotation, molecular function: RNA endonuclease activity producing 5'-phosphomonoesters, hydrolytic mechanism; single-stranded RNA binding. Gene Ontology annotation, cellular component: nucleolus; cytoplasm. Gene Ontology annotation, biological process: DNA repair.